GCUGUUUCGAAUUUCGAAAACAUUUGCAGCCGCAUUUGAUUUGGUUGCUGCAAAAUAAUUACAAAAAUAAACACGAAAUAAUGGACAACGAACUGAACGGAUCGGAGUUGGGCACCAAGGAGUUCUGGGAGUCCAGCUACAAUCGGGAGAUACGGAACUACAAGAGCCACGGCGACGUGGGCGAGAUCUGGUUUGACGAAAGCGCUCAAUGGCGAACGAUCGACUGGCUGCUUGAGAAGGAGAAGAUCGACAAGGAGGCGAGUCGAGUGCUGGACCUGGGCUGCGGCAACGGCAUGUUCCUGGUGGGCUUAGCAAGCGAAGGAUUCAACGGCGACCUGACCGGCGUGGACUACUCCCCCAAAGCCGUCGAACUAGCACAAAACAUUGCGGAGGACAAGAAGAUGAGCAUCACAUACAAGGUGGCGGACUUGACCCAGCCGCAGGACGAACUGGGCCACUUUGACGUGGUGCACGACAAGGGAACCUACGAUGCAGUCAGCCUUUGUCCCGACAAUGCCAAGGAAAAACGUGCUCUUUAUCUGGCCACGGUGGAGAAGCUGCUACGAACCGCUGACAGCCUGUUUGUGAUCACAUCGUGCAAUUGGACCGAGGACGAGCUGGAGAAGAGCUUUGCCGAGAAGUUUGUCAAGUACUACACCAUUCCCACGCCGACUUUUAGGUUUGGCGGCAAAGUGGGCAAUGUGGUAACCUCAGUUGUUUUUAAAAGGAGAAAAGAAUAAACAAGCUGUCUCAAAGUGAAAAAAAUCUUUAAAAUUAGAGGACUUGGAACUUUUAUACAAAACCAUUUAUUAUAAAAACAAUUCUAGUUACAAGAGAAUUAUUAAUUAUUAAAAUCCUAGUUUUCAGUAAUUGAUAAAAAAUAUAUUAAUAAAUCACAUGUUAAAAUCAUGCAGGAAUAGAA
Molecule: messenger RNA, 922 nt
Organism: Drosophila yakuba
Lineage: Eukaryota; Metazoa; Arthropoda; Insecta; Diptera; Drosophilidae
Product: EEF1A lysine methyltransferase 2
Exons: 1
Coding region: 81-740 (219 amino acids)
Biological process (GO): peptidyl-lysine dimethylation; peptidyl-lysine monomethylation
Cellular component (GO): cytoplasm
Molecular function (GO): protein-lysine N-methyltransferase activity
Source: RefSeq, a predicted model, not a curated record